Tyto alba (common barn owl) is the source of this 2280-nucleotide messenger RNA. RefSeq names its product WD repeat domain 18 (gene WDR18). Gene Ontology annotation, molecular function: protein binding. Gene Ontology annotation, biological process: rRNA processing; DNA-templated DNA replication. Gene Ontology annotation, cellular component: nuclear pre-replicative complex. Lineage: Eukaryota; Metazoa; Chordata; Aves; Strigiformes; Tytonidae. The transcript has 10 exons. The coding region runs from base 19 to 1317 and encodes 432 amino acids. The record is from RefSeq and is a predicted model, not a curated record.
CCCUGGCGGACCGCGAAGAUGGCGGCGCCCAUGGAGGUGGCGCUGGUCUCGGACGCCGCCGGGCCGCUCUGCAACUGCUCGGUCUGGGAGCUGCACUCGGGCUCCGCGCUGCCCGGCUACCGCGGCGGCAACAGCGGCCCGCGGGGACUGGCGCUGCUGGGCGGCGAGCACCUGCUGGGGGCCCAGCUCGGCAAGAGCUACAUCAACGUCUGGGAGCUCCAGAGGAAGGACCAGCUCCAGCAGAAGAUCAUAUGCCCUGGGCCGGUGACCUGUCUGACAGCUUCUCCCAACGGGCUCUACAUCUUGGCUGGGGUUGCUGAGAGCAUCUACCUGUGGGAGGUCUCCAACGGGAACCUCCUGGCCAUCCUGAACCGACACUACCAGGACCUCACAUGCCUCUGCUUUACUGACGACAGCAGCCACUUCCUCUCAGGGGCGAAGGACUGUCUGGCCCUGGUGUGGAACCUUUACAGCGUGCUGCAGGCAGAGCCCUCCCAGAUCCCUGACCCUCGCCACGUCUGGUCCCGACACAGCCUCCCCAUCACGGACUUGUGCUGUGGUUUUGGAGGGCCUUUGGCACGAGCUGCCACAGCCUCCCUUGACCAGACAGCGAAGCUCUGGGAAAUCUCAUCUGGGGAGCUCCUGCUUUCCGUACUCUUCGAUGUGGGGAUCAUGGCUGUGACUCUUGACCUCUCCGAGUAUCACAUGUUCUGUGGUGGCAUGGACGGAUCCAUCUUCCAGGUUGACCUCUGUGCCUGGCCGGUCCAGAGAGACCGGACCUUCCAGACUGAGCGGGAGAACGGGAAGGUCUUCAAAGGGCACAGGAACCAGGUGACGUGUCUGUCAGUCUCCACAGAUGGCAGCCUGCUGCUUUCCGGCUCACACGAUGAAACAGUCCGGCUGUGGGACAUCCAGAGCAAGCAGUGCCUGAAGACGAUGAAUCACAAAGGUCCGGUUACAAACGCCUUCAUAGUGCUGGCCCCAGCCAACAUGUUCAACCCGGAUGGGAAACCCAGCGUGCCUCUCCCCAAAUUCAGCAAACACCUCCACGGCACCGAGAGCAACGACGAGCAGGGGAACGAGGGAGUGACACUGCGCCUCGGGCUCCACCAGCAGGAGUCUGGGGAGAGUUACCUGGAGAAGGCUGAGAAGAUGUACUCGCAGAUGUACUCAACAAGGGAAAAGAACCUGGUGGGAGACCAGGAGCAUCUGACGAUCCAGGUGAGCGAGCUGGAAGAGGAGGUGAGCACCCUCCGGAAAAUCAACAAGAACCUCUUUGACUUCUCCGCUCGCAUCAUCACCAAACCAACCAAAUGAAGAGGCACCCCCCUGCCCUCACACCCCUCUGCCUCUCCCUGCCCAGCCCACCCUCGGGCACCUGCACACGCCGACGUGCGAGCGCGUGCAAGCACGCCUGGCUCGCGUCCUCGCCAGCCCCUGCCACGCGGCGCACGCCAGAGCAUUUGCCCGCUCGGUCUGGCGUCCGUUCCACAACACGGGACUGAGAUGAGCGCGGGGGCUGCGGGGCUGCUGCGUGCGGGACAACACAGGGACCGUUUUCACCCCGAUUCGCUGCUCGGUGCCGGCGGGGGCAGACUCGGAGCGGCUGGCUGCGGGAGGAGCGUCGCCGGCUCCGAGGGAGGGGUUCAGGACACAGCUCCUGCUCCUUCCCCACCUCUUUCCCUGGCCCUUUUUUGGUUUCUUUUCGUUACUUGACCCUGCAGUGCAGACAGAAAAGUGUUUUUCUCUUAAUACCGCUUUGAGAUUGGAUUUUGGAGACCCCUUCCGCCCAUCCUGCCCUGGGAAACACUGCUCGGUAUCGCCGGACCCCUCGGAGCCGGGAUCCCGCCGUGGGCUUGUUCUGCUCUCGGGACAGCGGGGGCUGAGCAGCUCCUGCCCCUGGGGGUGCCCGGGGGGGCAGCGCAGGUGCCGCCUGGGGACAGGCAGGGGGUCCCCAGGCUACCACGCCUGGAGAUGGGACUCCUGCACUGCCCAUCCAUCCUCGGCAAGCGGGGGGUUGUGGGGGGUGUCCCUGGGCUCAGAGUGCGGGGGGUGGUUUCAGGGUGCAGGGCUGACUCCUUCGGGGAGGGCCGGGGGGGCCAGCAAGGUGCUAUUUCCAAUCUUGUAAGCUGACAAUUUAUAUAUAUUUGGAUCCAGCUACUUUGUUUUCACGGUGUUCUGGGGAAUCGGCCUUUUGUAUUGUCACAAGCAUGGCAGCGGGGGUUGUGGGUUUUGUUUAGGUUUAUUUUUUACAUAAAAGAUUUGUUUUUUAUAGUGAAA